Messenger RNA from Histoplasma mississippiense, 507 nucleotides. RefSeq lists its product as hypothetical. Gene Ontology annotation, biological process: endoplasmic reticulum to Golgi vesicle-mediated transport. Lineage: Eukaryota; Fungi; Ascomycota; Eurotiomycetes; Onygenales; Ajellomycetaceae. Gene Ontology annotation, cellular component: TRAPP complex. The record is from RefSeq and is a predicted model, not a curated record. The transcript is spliced from 5 exons. Bases 1 to 507 code for a protein of 168 amino acids.
AUGGUUGUGUAUUCUUUCUACAUCUUCGACCGCCACGCGGAAUGCAUCUACAAGCGCCGCUGGCUCCCACGGCCGACCUCCACAACUUCAAGGUCCUCCCGACCCUCCUCAGAACCCACCUCCGCCAGCAAUGGCAUGCCCUCGUCCAUACCCUCCCGUCAAAGCCUGACUGCAGAAGACGAUGCUAAGCUGAUAUUCGGCACCGUAUUCUCCCUACGGAAUAUGGUGCGCAAGCUAGGAGGCGAUGAUGACAACUUCAUCUGUUACCGAACAAGCCAAUACAAGCUGCAUUACUACGAAACACCCACGAAUAUUAAGUUUAUCAUGCUUACAGACGUCAAGUCUGGUAGCAUGCGACCAGCGCUACAGCAGAUAUAUGUCAAUUUAUAUGUGGAAUACGUUGUCAAAAACCCUCUAUCCCCCAUCGAACAUCCAGGUGGCAUAGGCGUCAAUAACGAGUUAUUCGAGGAGUCUCUACAACAGUUCGUGACUCAGGUAUUAGCAUAA